CAAAAUGGUUUUAUGAAAUCCCUUGGCAUUUUUGGUUCGAUGUGUGUUUCAGAUGCAGUAACACGGACAAUUUCCACUAGCAGAAGCUUCUCUAAUGCUGAUGUAGGCAUAGUGAACACUGAAUUUCUUUUUCUGUACAGACUUAACUGCUUCAUUCUCUGAAUUAUUUCCAGAAAUAGAAAAUGCCUUGUUUCCUGUUAGCGGUUACAGCUCCAGUUUUUGGUUGUGUUUUUUUAGUAAAGUAUAAAACCUCUUAAUUAUACAACAUGGGGGGGGGGAAAUAAUUUAUGAGGAAUGUCUUUAUACAUUUGAUAAUCAAAUAUUUGGUACUACUUUUGUCCUAGAAAAAUUGUUCAUCCUAGUGCACAAGGUCUGUCAACUUUGUGUCUCUUCAUUGCUCUAGUAAGCAUGUGGGAUUGUUUGCAGCCCCUUUUAGGCAUAUUUUCCAUCCCACGGUCUUGUGCCCCAUUAACUUAAGAUCAGACAGUCUGAUCAGCGCAUUGCAAGUGUCCUGAAAAUGCUUCUGCUACAGCAUAAAGGGGUGGUGCAGCAGCUGGUUUGUACUGUUGGUAUGACCGUGCUUCACUUCUCCGUCUUCAUGUUGAAAAUUUCCACCUGUGUGUUUGCUCACUGGCAGUUUUAAGUAUGCCUUAUCCUUUAGACAAGAAACCUUUUAACAACCUUAUUUUUAUUUACUGCCUGUCCAUUUCCAGUAGGUCACAGCAUUGUUGGCUUAGAAUGUUAGAUUCAAAAUAUUCCGUAUUUAAUUGUCAGUGAUGGACAUGCCUAGGUUUUCUUUCCUGUUUGUUUAAAUUUAAACAUUCAGUAUGUAGAUCUGUUUUAAAAGGAAGUUUUGCACAAUGCAGUAUGAAAAUAAUGUUGCCACGCUUCUCUGUGGAACCUCUGCCUGUCCCCUCCCACAGGCUACCUCAAAUUUUGUUAAACAGUGUUCUGUGGUUUUGAAUCUCCUACAGGAUGGUCUCUUACAGUGGGGAUGAAAUAUGUUAAUGGACAGCAAAACUAGAGUGGCUCUGGCUACUGGGGAAGGGAGGGCAAGGAAUGUGACAAAACCAACCCUCCCUACCACAGUCACUCCUUGUCAUUUCCACUGAUGUCAGAAAUCCUCUUUAUUCAGGUUUUUUGCAAAUAUUCACUGAUCAGCCUUUUUCUGCAAUGUGAGUUAGAAACGUGACAUUAACAGCCAGAAACCACAUUCAUUAAAUGUACUCUUAGGUUAUUAACUGAGGUUGUCUCAAAUUUUGUGUAAAUACUUGAUUUACAAAUUGGAAUCAUGGCUGACUUCUCAGUAUUUUCUGUGUUGUAUUUUCUGAGUUUAUUAAUGUGAUAAGUAGCCCCAGCACUGCUGCUAAUGGACAUUCAGGAAUAGAGUCGCUAGACUGCAGAAGUUCUGCUGGUGUUUGAAGGCGUGGGAAGUCAGGCGAGUUGAUUGGGUGAAUCUUCUGUUUCUGAAUCUUCAGUCUGCCAGAAAAUACUAAAAUAUCUUGUAACCUUAGGGUCAUGCAAAUACUGAUAAUCGAGUUGUUUACCUGCUACUACAAAAUACAAGCUGUGGUGUAAAAAUGUUUUAGUAGCUUAAAACACAGUAUAUGUGCAGUCUUAGGAGGUGUGUGUUUGUUUUUAAAUCCACAUGAAGGGUGGUGGAAAGGAAUGAAGCAGUUUCUCCCAACGAAAUCAGCAGAACAUGAAGAAACUCCCGUACGCUACAGCAGCAGUGAAAUUGGUCACCUAAGACCAAGAGAAGUCCCAACAAUGCUGCAAACAGAGUCUGCAGAGUAUGCUCAGCCACUGGUAGGGGGAAUUGUCGGCACGCUUCAUCAGAGAUCAACCUUUAAACCAGAGGAAGGGAAAGAAGCAAGUUACGCCGAUUUGGACCCUUACAAUUCACCCAUACAAGAAGUUUACCAUGCUUAUGCUGAACCGCUACCUAUAACGGGACCGGAAUAUGCAACUCCAAUAAUCAUGGACAUGUCCAACCAUCCCAGCACCCCUCUUGGCGUUCCUUCCAUUUCCACCUUCAAAGCUGCAGGGAAUCAAGCUCCUCCACUGGUGGGAACUUACAAUAAACUCUUAUCUAGGACAGACAGCGCAUCAUCAGCACAGGUGCUGUAUGACACACCAAAGGGGCAGCCGGGGCCAGGUGCCACUGAUGAAUUGGUGUACCAGGUACCACAGAGUGUGGCCCAUUCCGCUGGGAGUAAGGAUGAACUGAGUUAGCUCACGAGUAAGGUAGAAUGAUGGCUUGCUUUUUAAAAGCCAAUUCCAUGAAGCUGACAGUUUCACUUUUUAAUCGCGUUGUUUUGAUAUUGUUAGUCUUAAAUAAUACAAUGUUCAACCAAAAGAUGUGGUAUUGGAGGUCUGGGAAACCAGUAAUUCUGCCUUUCCUUAAGCUGUAUAUGUAAUGACAGCUUGUUUCCUGCAAAACUGUGGACGUUUUUAUUACUACUGUACAGUUGUCUGUCAGACAUGAGAGAAGAACUCUUCAAGAUUAGCUUCAGUAAUUCAUAGAUGUGAAUGCUAAAUUGGGAGAAACAGUUUAAAGUAUGAAAGCCAGUAAUUUCUCGCUAAUGGUACUAUUUCGGGGGGGACGAC
Molecule: messenger RNA, 2610 nt
Organism: Grus americana (Whooping crane)
Lineage: Eukaryota; Metazoa; Chordata; Aves; Gruiformes; Gruidae
Product: discoidin, CUB and LCCL domain-containing protein 2-like
Exons: 2
Coding region: 1669-2235 (188 amino acids)
Source: RefSeq, a predicted model, not a curated record